CUUCCUUUAAUAUUGACGUUGACAAAUGAAUGUCAAAUGUCAUCAUUUAUUUGUCAAAAGUCAAAAGCAUGUCAAAGGUCAAAACGAAUGCCAAAUAAAUGCCCGCCCCGUCCCUUCUUUCUGCUGUCGCAUUUCUCCCACUUUUAACUGGUAUUAUUGAAAUAAUUUACGAGAACCGGCUCUUCCAGCAACAAGCAAGUAGUUUUUAUUUAAACAGAAUCAUGGCGCAAACAUUUAAAGAAAUCAAAAAUCGACUAGACGUUUCGCUACAUGAUAAUUCAAAACCAUGGACCUCUCUACUGGCAACAGCUGAGGAAAAAAGUGGAGUUAACAGAGUGUACCUCGCUUUAGGAGUCGCCGUUUUCAUAGGAUUGUGGUUAGUGUUCGGUUACUUUGCCGAGCUAAUUUGCAACACUGUGGGUUUCCUGUAUCCUGCAUAUGUAUCCAUAAAAGCAAUUGAAUCUAAAGGAAAAGAUGAUGACACCAAAUGGUUGACCUAUUGGGUAGUUUUCUCCAUAUUCUCUAUUGUCGAAUAUUUUGCUGAUUUUAUUGUAAGGUGGUUCCCAUUGUAUUGGCUUGUCAAGUGUAUUUUUAUGGUAUGGCUCAUGAUCCCUGGAGAUUUUAAUGGAUCAGUUACUCUUUACAAAAGGAUUAUAAAACCCUACUUUUUGAAACAUGAAAGAGACAUAGAUGGUACCAUUAACAAAGUUAAAGAUUCUGCAAAUAAAAUAUUCGAGAAAAAGGAUUGAGGGGUU
This is a messenger RNA of Psylliodes chrysocephalus, 755 nucleotides long. Lineage: Eukaryota; Metazoa; Arthropoda; Insecta; Coleoptera; Chrysomelidae. The record is from the annotation of a GenBank genome assembly.